AUGUCACGAAGUAUAAUUGCAACAAAUGGAGUCACAUCGGAUCCGCCGAAUGACUCCAUUGAGGCACUUGGCGACUACAUCUUCCACCUUUCAAAUUUCACGGACCCGAAGGCAAAUCGACACAAGGUGAUUCUAUCUAUCGCCGAUUGCAAAUCAUAUCAGGAAGCGCUCAUGCUUGUUCCAGAUGGUGGAGAUUUUCCUCAAGUACCAACAGUUCCUGCUGACAUCUUCACGCUAUGGGUUGAGGUCCACUUCCUGCAGGAUGGACUGACUAAGUUGCAAGAGUACUGUUCCGGACUCCGAGCGAGCGACUCCGUGCCGCUGAAUUCCUUCGACUGCAACGCAAAAAUUGCGAGACCGGAUGGUUGGAUCGACUCGCUCUCUCCCGCCCAGCAAGACGAGAUUACGGCCGUUGCUGUGACGGCGCCCUUUUACCUGACCGGUGAGAAUAUUGAGCACGACAUACUGAACGAUCUGUACGACCCGGUUCUUGAGAUCUACGAUGCCCUGCCUGAUCUACCCGAGAACGCGCGGACCGUCUUCAUCGAUCUGGGAAAGAAGGUACGGAUCGCCAAUCAGAAGGUGAGGGCGUUCCAAGACUCCUUCGGAAUCCAACCGCCCCCGCCUCCCCCACCUGCCGCGUGCACUCCUGCGGGCUUUGACCCGUACCUUACCGACACCCACGUCGACUGCUGCCCCGGCACAACGGAACUUUUCGCUCCAUGGCGCGAUGGGGACCAGACCGGCGUCUGGCAUUACAAGUGCAUCGUCUAA
Emiliania huxleyi CCMP1516 is the source of this 774-nucleotide messenger RNA. RefSeq lists its product as hypothetical. The transcript has a single exon. NCBI's taxonomy places the organism in Eukaryota, Haptophyta, Isochrysidales, Noelaerhabdaceae. The coding region runs from base 1 to 774 and encodes 257 amino acids. The record is from RefSeq and is a predicted model, not a curated record.